Lepus europaeus (European hare) is the source of this 1908-nucleotide messenger RNA. It is a transcript of the gene UTP18, whose product is annotated as UTP18 small subunit processome component. The coding region runs from base 89 to 1750 and encodes 553 amino acids. Lineage: Eukaryota; Metazoa; Chordata; Mammalia; Lagomorpha; Leporidae. The transcript is spliced from 14 exons. The record is from RefSeq and is a predicted model, not a curated record. Gene Ontology annotation, biological process: rRNA processing. Gene Ontology annotation, cellular component: small-subunit processome; Pwp2p-containing subcomplex of 90S preribosome. Gene Ontology annotation, molecular function: protein binding.
GGGCUGCGGCGGCCGCGGGAGGUGAGGCGCCUGGGCGCAUGCGCAUGAGGUUCCACGUGAGCGCCUGCGUUUCUUCUCAAACUCAACGAUGCCGCCGGAACGGAGGAGCCGAACGAAACCGGGCCGGAGCACCGGAGCGAAGCCGGAUCGGAAGAUUCGAAUGAAGCCAGAACGGAGAGCCUCUGCGGCGACGGGCGGGCCGCCCCGAAAGGCUGCCCCUUCAUCCCAGCGGAAAGCGCCGGCCCGGCCGAGCGCGGCGGCCGCGGCGAUGGCAGUCGCGGCGGCGGAGGAAGAGAGACUGCUCCGGCAGCGCAACCGCCUGACGCUGGAGGACGACAAGCCGGACGCGGAGCGGUGUCUGGAGGAGCUGGUCUUCGGCGACGCGGAGGACGACGAGGACGCGCUGCUGCGGCGCCUGCGGGGCCCGCCGGUUCAAGUUCAUGAAGACUCUGGUGACUCGGAAGUGGAAAAUGAAGCGAAAGGUGAUCUGCCUCGAAAGAAGCCAGUGUGGGUGGACGAAGAAGAUGAAGAUGAGGAAAUGGUUGACAUGGUGAACAAUCGGUUUCGGAAAGAUAUGAUGAAAAAUGCAAGUGAAAGUAAACUUUCCAAAGACAAACUUCAGAAGAGACUUAAAGAGGAAUUCCAGCAUGCCAUGGGGGGCGUACCUGCCUGGGCAGAGAAUAAGAAGCGGAAAACAUCUUCAGAUGAUGAAAGUGAAGAUGAAGAUGAUUUGUUGCAAAGGACUGGAAAUUUCAUAUCCACAUCAGCUUCUCUUCCAAGAGGAAUCUUGAAGAUAAAGAACUGCCAGCAUGCCAAUGCUGAACGGCCUACUACUGCUCAGAUCACAUCUGUGCAGUUCCAUCCUCGUGCCCAGGUUGUGAUGGUUGCUGGGUUAGACAAUGCCAUAUCACUGUUUCAGGUUGAUGGAAAAACAAAUCCUAAAAUCCAGAGCAUCUAUUUGGAAAAGUUUCCGAUCUUUAAGGCUUGUUUCAGUGCUAGUGGAGAAGAGGUUCUAGCCACAAGCACACACAGCAAAGUUCUUUAUGUCUAUGAUAUGCUAGCUGGCAAGUUAAUUCCUGUGCAUCAAGUACGAGGUUUGAAAGAGAAGAUAGUAAGGAGCUUUGAAGUCUCCCCAGAUGGGUCCUUCUUGCUCAUAAAUGGUGUUGCUGGAUAUUUUCAUUUGCUGUCAAUGAAGACCAGAGAACUGAUUGGUAGCAUGAAAAUUAAUGGAAGAGUUGCAGCAUCCACGUUCUCUUCAGAUAGUAAGAAAAUAUUCGCCUCUUCAGGCGAUGGAGAAGUGUAUGUUUGGGAUGUGAACUCUAGGAAGUGCCUCAACAGAUUUGUUGAUGAGGGUAGUUUAUAUGGAUUAAGCAUUGCCACAUCUAGGAAUGGACAGUAUGUGGCGAGUGGUUCCAGUUGUGGAGUCGUUAACAUAUACAGCCAAGAUUCUUGUCUCCAAGAAACGAACCCAAAGCCAAUCAAAGCUAUAAUGAACUUGGUGACAGGUGUUUCUUCUAUGGCCUUCAAUCCUACUACAGAAAUCUUGGCAAUUGCUUCGGAAAAAAUGAAAGAAGCAGUCAGACUGGUUCACCUUCCUUCCUGUACGGUAUUUUCAAACUUUCCAGUUGUUAAAAAGAAUAUUUCUCAUGUUCACACCCUGGAUUUUUCUCCCAGAAGUGGGUACUUUGCCUUGGGGAAUGAGAAAGGCAAGGCCCUGAUGUACAGGUUGCACCAUUACUCAGACUUCUAAAGAGAUUCUUUGAAGUCCAGUUGAAGCCCAAGAGAAGCCUGUCCUGUUACAUCUUUUCAGAAACUUUCCUGACUGUGGUACUGCAGGGAUAAUGAUUAACAGAGUCAGCUGUGCUUAAGUUAGUGGCAGUGCCUUAAUAAACACAUGGCGGCUUUUGU